AUGUCAGACUACCGGCUUUCUUUUUUCGUCGGAUGCUUGAAUUGUUUGAUUCUCUGCACCGUUUCGACGAUCAUCGAUGAGAACACAACAGAGAUCGAUAUCGUGCCCAGAAUCUUAUCGCGGCCUAAGAGGUACUUGAUUUUUCCGCAGGGUAGUAACUUUCAGUUAGUGUAUUGUCUGACUAUUGGAGCGUACGGCCGAGACGGUGAUUUGGUGAUGGGACUGACAGCUGCCUUAGCCUGGGAACUUCCGAAUAAGGUCGACUCAAAGAUAUCGAAUUUACUUCACCGUAGAAGCCGUAGCGUCGUAUAUCCGAAAAUGGAGGCUUUUCUACAAUCCACCGGCCUCGACGGCAGAUCCUGCGUGAUGAGAGCACUCUGCGAAGCGAGCCAACGAGAUCCCUCUCAAGUAGGUACAGGCUCCUUCAUUCAGGAACUUCUUCAUGCAAUUUUCACAUUACCUAUGGACGGAGGCAGAUUCGAACGAGCGGAAGAUCACGCUUACGAUCACGCGUACGAAACGAGUGGAAACUGCCAGAUGCUGUAUCCCACGUGUCCGUAUUCCAUUUAUGACAUAGACUUUUGA
Messenger RNA from Formica exsecta, 585 nucleotides. RefSeq lists its product as uncharacterized. The record is from RefSeq and is a predicted model, not a curated record. NCBI's taxonomy places the organism in Eukaryota, Metazoa, Arthropoda, Insecta, Hymenoptera, Formicidae. The transcript is spliced from 4 exons. The coding region runs from base 1 to 585 and encodes 194 amino acids.